UAGUAGAGAUCAUAGUUUGUGACGUGUGUGGCUAAAUCAUAAAAGGGGUCAAUGGCUUCCACCUUGGCCUCUGCCACACUGGGGCGGGGGACGCUCGAUCAGCCCUUUGGAGAGAGUGCUUCAUCUUGGAAGCAGAUUUUCCAACCUCAGCACAGCCCCAGGCAGCCUCUUGACUGCAUAGGAGAGAACCACCCAGACAAGCUGCCCUUGAACUCCGAGCCACAGAAACCACGAGAGAGGACCAGAGACGAGGAGGAUGGUGAUGAUUAUGAGAACAUGGCACCGCCCUACAAGGACCUUCCUCCCAAGCCAGACUCAAUGGCUCCACCUAGGCCUCCGAGGGCAGGAAAGAAAAUGGAGAACCCCCCACUUCCCUGCAAGUCCCCAAAGAUCAAAGGCCUGGAUCGGAACCCUGUCUCCCGCACAUCUCCUCAACUGGGUGUCAACCUGGAGCCUCCUCCAUUCCAGCCAUCCCCAGCUAUAACUCCAGUGUCCCAGCUUAGUCGGAAGUCCAUGUGUCCUGGGUGCUACCAGGAAGAGAGACUGGUGGUGUACCUGUGCAUGCUGGUGGUGGUGUCACUGGUCCUGGGAUGCACUGGUCUGGCUGUGACCCUGAUUAAGUACCAGGAGAUGGUGGAAGAGCUAAGGAUAUUAACCUUUCAGCAGAUGGAGUGGCAAGCAAAUGUGACUGGCAUGGCAGGGAUAGCUGGCCUGAAGAAGGACAUUGACCACAUCAGAACUAACACCAACCAGUCCCUAUUAGAACUUCGGGGCUUAUUAGACUGUACCAGGGUCACCUGCCCGGAGGGUUGGCUUCCCUUUGAGGGCAAGUGUUACUACUUCUCCUCAACCACCAAGUCAUGGGAUGAAGCCCGGAAGUCCUGCCAGGAGAAUUACUCUCACUUGGUCAUCAUCAGUAGCUUUGCUGAACAGAACUUUGUGUCCAGGGCUCAUGGCUCUCCACGGGUAUACUGGCUGGGGCUGAAUGACAGGGAACGCGAAGGGGACUGGAAGUGGCUGGAUGGGUCACCAGUUACUCUGAGCUUUUGGGACCCAGAGGAACCCAACAACAUCUUUGAUGAGGACUGUGCCAGCAUGAACAAAGGUGGCACCUGGAAUGACCUCUCUUGUGACAAGAGUACAUAUUGGAUCUGUGAGCGGAAAUGUUCCUGCUGAACCCCACGGCUGAGGGUGGGUGUGGGUCCGUACCCAGUGCCCCUUGGCUCUUGGGGAUGAGAGCCUCCUGCCCUUCCACGGAAGACUCCGCCUCUCCAUGAGCCGACAUGGGCAUACCUAAGACGGAACGAACUUGGGUGUUGCAAGUGCCCUUGGGUGCAAGUGAGAGCAUUUCUAGGGCGAGGACUUGAAGACUUGUUCUUUUUUUUUUUUUUUUAAAGAUUUUAUUUAUUUAUUUGAGAGGGAGCGUGAACGAGAGAGAGUGCAGACAAGCAGGG
Messenger RNA from Ailuropoda melanoleuca (giant panda), 1454 nucleotides. RefSeq names its product C-type lectin domain containing 17A (gene CLEC17A). Bases 52 to 1176 code for a protein of 374 amino acids. The record is from RefSeq and is a predicted model, not a curated record. NCBI's taxonomy places the organism in Eukaryota, Metazoa, Chordata, Mammalia, Carnivora, Ursidae. The transcript has 12 exons.